Molecule: messenger RNA, 927 nt
Organism: Fusarium coffeatum
Lineage: Eukaryota; Fungi; Ascomycota; Sordariomycetes; Hypocreales; Nectriaceae
Exons: 2
Coding region: 1-927 (308 amino acids)
Source: RefSeq, a predicted model, not a curated record
AUGGCCGAAUCCCUUCCAUGCCCUUCAUGGAUUUGGUCCAACAAUUCCAACGUCCAUGCCGCCAAAGAUCGGACAUGGUUCGGCGCCGAUUAUACGCCCUUUGACUCCAUGGUCGGCUCCAUGGCGGGGGAGACCCGUACGCCCGUUGUGGGGAUCGGCACCGUCGAACUCCCCGUCAAACGGAGCCCCAGCGCUACCGGCCCACGAUCUCACGGCAUCCUACGACUGCGCAACGUCCUUCACAUCUCCACACUCAUUUGCAAUAUCAUUGGAAGUCCUAUUUUAGACGAAUACACCGUCCAUACAGGCUUCGAUGAUAAAGAUACGAAAGGCACCAUCAAAGAUAAACACAGUAGGAGCGCCGCCUAUUUUGACCCCCGCAUCAAACCUUUUCAGGUGAGAUUGAGCGGUCCACCUAUCGGACCUCGGGUUGGCCCUGCUCCAUUUGAAGUGUCUAAAUUGUACGUGAUCAACGUGCUAUGGGCCGACAGUGAACGGGAAAAAUGGGAGGAUCACCGCGCCAGCGAAGCUUUGCAGCAGGCGGAGGAGGUAGGCCCACUUACGACAGAGGAAAAGCAGUUUCUCAAGGAUCACUGGGGCAACGAGUUCAAAUUUCUGAUGAGCCACGGUCUCAACAUUAAUAAGGAUGACGAUCGUGAGGAGGGCCGUGUAGUCCUCCGGGCCAUCAUGGCCGGCAGUGACAGCGACGACAGCGAUUCGGGUCUGGACGACCCUAACGAAUACCGCCCGGAGGUCCAACUAGCUGAAUCGUAUUUUGACGCCGACCAAGUGAAGUUCAUCAAUAAGCAUUAUGGUGAUCCGCUCACAUUCAUGAUCACCUUUGGGCUGAAAUUCUACAAGGCUGAUGACUGCCAAGAGGCGAGGUCUAUUGUUGAGAGCCUCAUGUAUCCCGAUAGUGACGAAUAA